AUGGCCGGAGCUAAAGAUUCGGUUUGUGACGAUGAUCGUAACCACCGCCGGAAUUCUGGCCAAUCGGUGGAUUCCUCCGUUGAUGACGGUGGUUGUGUCCCUGGAAAACGCGGGAACGAGGAUUCUCCAUCUCUUGUUGAAGUCUCGUGCUCGAUUUGUCUCGAAUUGGUGGUCGAUGAUGGUACCAGAUCCAAGGCUAAGCUCCAAUGUGGCCACGAAUUUCAUCUCGAUUGCAUUGGAUCAGCUUUUAACAUGAAGGGAGCCAUGCAAUGCCCUAACUGCCGGAAUGUGGAAAAGGGACAGUGGUUGUUUGCAAAUGGGUCUACUCGGCUGUAUCCAGAGUUUGUCAUGGAAGAUUGGAUCCCCGAAGAAGAUUUGUACGGUUUAAGUUAUCCGGAAAUGCAAUAUCGGGUCCAUUGGUGCCCAUUUGGUGAACUCCCUCAAGCAGGUUCUUUUGAUGAAGUGGAUACUGCAACCACUACAUAUCAUAAUGAGUUCCAUGGACACCACGCCGCUGCUGCGAAUCAUUCAUAUCUUGCAUACGUUGGACCGGGCCCAGUCACUACCCCGAGAUCUAGCGAUAACAACAACAUAGAAGAUCAUCCCUGGAGCAGCCACUCUAGUGAUCACUUUCACCAGCUUGCUGUUGCUCCCCAGUAUCAUCAUCAUCAUUCCCCACCGUUUUCUCUACCCGGCGCUCAUGUGGUUGAUGGUGAAAUUGACAAUUCAGCAGUACGAGGCAUAUCUUAUCCGCCUCCGUUUCUCUUCAGUCACCGGUCUAAUCCAAGAACACCACCAGCAAUUCAUGUUCACCAAGGAAGCAGCACCCAAGUGCGUGAACACGUUCACACGCAGCAUCAUGUAUUUAAUCAUCAGAGGCAACAUCAUGCCAAUGGUCCCAAUCUCGCAUCACCUCUCGUCCCCGUGACAAGAAGGGGAUUACCACCACCGCCACCAAUGCCAGAUCAGAAUGGCGGAUUCUUCAUUUAUCCACCACCGAGCUCGUCAGGUGGACACCGAGAACCAGAAACCGAUCAGUUUCAUGCAUGGGAGAGAGAUUGGUUUCCACAGUUUCCUGUCCCGUCUAACCAUCGCACGAUCUCUAGCUUCUGGCACAGACACUUCUGA
Molecule: messenger RNA, 1128 nt
Organism: Arabis nemorensis
Lineage: Eukaryota; Viridiplantae; Streptophyta; Magnoliopsida; Brassicales; Brassicaceae
Source: the annotation of a GenBank genome assembly